AUCACAACCAACUUUAGGUAUUGGGUCUCAGACCUUUUCUUCACCGACAUAUCCGGCAGCUACCCUUUUCUUCUGCACAUUUCAGUGCCUUUAAUUCCUUUUCCCGCGCGCCAUGUCUGCAGGAUGUCUCACAACGUUAAAAUAAGAGAAUCACCCCUCGCUGCUGAAGAAACACCGUCAGCGUUACAUGCUGUGUUGGUUACUCGCAGGCCCCAAACAUCAAAGCUUCUCCUGCAGCAAAUCAUCAACAGACACAAAGUAAUUUAUGACCAUCGCUAUUCAUAGCGUCACGUGCUGACUGGUCUACUGGAUCCAUUCCCCGGGGACCGUCCUGCAAGCUGCCGUUAGCGCUGGACUUUUGAGGAGGAAGAGAGGAGAGACGUAAGGGUAAAGCUUCAGCUGCGCCUCGUUACCUUUGAAUCUGUCAUCAUUCCGCUCUUUGAAGAAUUCUGUUUUUAUUCUUCAAAAGAACAACUAUCCUAAAUAAAUACUCUAUUAUUUCAACAUCAUCAUUGAUAUUGUCACCAAUGGUCAAAGACACUGCCCCCGCAGAGGCCGGAGAGCCCACUGCGGAACCUCAAGUCACCUACGCCUCAGGUCGUGUCGAGCAUCAGGGCCAAGCUGAUUCACCUCCCGAUUUGAGGCUGAUUCACUACAACGACGUCUAUCACUUGGACCCUUCGAGUGCUGAGCCUGUGGGUGGUCUGCCAAGAUUUAUCAGCGUGUGCCGCCAGUACCAGGAAGGCGAGCAGUUCAAGGAUCAGCCUAAAGCCCUGACGCUCUUUUCUGGAGAUGUCUUUAACCCCAGCUUGGAGAGUACCGUGACCAAGGGUGAGUUUUACAACCAGGGAAUGAUGGCUUUUAUAUCUAGAUAUUGAAUAUUCGACUUAGGUCAACACAUGGUCCCCGUUCUUGAUCUGAUUGGAACGGACUGCUCUUGUGUAGGGGUGGGUAGGUCAUACCACCCUUGACCGACUUGGUAACUAACCAACCUCAAAUCACAGAACCACGACUUCGAUUUUGGUGUCAAGCAGUUUGAGCAUCUCUCAAGUCAGAACAAGUUCCCAUGGCUGCUCGCAAACGUCAUCGACCAUGAUAUUGGCGGUGACACACCGGUUGGCCAUGCGAAGAAGACACAUAUGAUCACCACUUCGAAUGGCAUCAAGGUUGGUCUCAUCGGUUUGGGUGAGAGAGAGUGGCUUGAGACCAUCAACAGUCUACCGCCCAAUCUGGAGUACAGAUCCGCCACUGCCGUUGCCAAAGAGCUCGUCCCGAAGUUGCGGGAGGACGGUGCAGAGAUCAUUGUCUGUCUAAGCCAUAUGCGAGAACCCAAUGACAACAAGUUGGCAGAACAGACAGAAGGACUCAUCGAUAUCAUACUCGGCGGGCACGACCAUUUCUAUGCUCACAGCCUCAUCAAUGGGACUCACGUGCUUCGAUCUGGUACCGACUUCAAGAACCUGAGUUACAUCGAGGCUCGUCGCAAAGAAGAUGACCCUUCCAAGUGGGAUUUUGACAUCUGGCGAAGAGAUAUUAUUUCGUCUAUCGAGGAAGACCCUUCAACACUAAAAACGGUAGAUGAACUCACCUCCAAACUCAACCAGUCGCUGGCAAGGCCUAUUGGAUACACUGCUACACCUCUAGAUGCUCGUUUCAGCACAGUUCGCCUUAAGGAGUCCAACAUCGGAAACUUUGUGUGCGAUGUCAUGAGACAGCAUCAUGGCGCUGAUUGCACAAUCAUGGCAUCUGGUACUAUCCGUGGAGACCAAAUCUACCCCCCAGGUGCGAUUCGCAUCAAGGAUAUCACGACCUGCUUUCCAUUCGAGGACCCUGUCGUGUUGCUCAGAGUGACAGGUCAAGCUAUCUUUGACGCGCUUGAGAACAGUGUAGCUAUGUAUCCUGCUCUGGAAGGUCGAUUUCCCCAGGUUUCCAACAUUCGAUUCGAGUUUGAUCCCUCCCGACCUAGAGGGGAGAGAGUGUUGUGGGCGGAAAUUGGUGGAAAGCCCUAUGAGCCGGAGAAACUCUAUGUGCUCUGUACCCGAGGAUACAUGGGACGAGGAAAGGAUGGUUUCACCAGCUUGCUGGUCAAGUCUGAGGGUGGACAAGCGGAGGAGAUUAUCGAGGAAGAAAAUGGCAUUCUUAUCUCGGCCAUGCUCCGUCAGUACUUCAUGGGUCUUUUGACAGUAGGACGAUGGAAGAAUCUUGCGCAACAUUGGGUCAAGGUUGCCCAAAAAUGCGAGACUCCCGUCUCACCCGUCCGAACCACUUUCAACGUCGACUUUCCCAACCUCAAGGCUGUAGCAGAGAAUUUACCCAAGGACAAACGCACCGAAAGUGUGAAAAAGGACGCAAACGACCCCUGGGGCAGGUUCCUCAAACGCCGCUUCAGCAUCAAUAUGAAGCCCCAUGACGACAACGAAACCAGCGACGAGGAACUUCAUGAGAAGGAUCGCGAGGAGGAAGAGUUUGAGGAUCCCGACGGCGCGAGACUCGACUUCGAGAUUCUCUUGAUGCGCAAGUUCUUCACGAAGUGGGCGCUCAAGGCAAAGGUCAAGACUAGUAUCUGUGAUCCUCUCAAAGAGGGCGAGUACACGGUUGAUUGGACAACCUGCAUUGCUCCGGUGGUCGACGGACGAAUUAUCAUGACCGGAGCUUCUACACCAAAAAAUUAGAUGAGACGUAAUAACAGACGGAUCACCUCAGAGGAGACAUGGGUUACGAAUAGAACGGAUCAUAAAAUAAAUAAAAUUAGGCCUCAAUUUUCAGCAUCGCCCGUAUUUCGAGUAUUCAUGUGUAGG
Fusarium odoratissimum NRRL 54006 is the source of this 2798-nucleotide messenger RNA. RefSeq lists its product as uncharacterized. Gene Ontology annotation, biological process: nucleotide catabolic process. The transcript has 2 exons. The coding region runs from base 1140 to 2672 and encodes 510 amino acids. The record is from RefSeq and is a predicted model, not a curated record. Gene Ontology annotation, molecular function: hydrolase activity. NCBI's taxonomy places the organism in Eukaryota, Fungi, Ascomycota, Sordariomycetes, Hypocreales, Nectriaceae.